Molecule: messenger RNA, 1659 nt
Organism: Thamnophis sirtalis
Lineage: Eukaryota; Metazoa; Chordata; Lepidosauria; Squamata; Natricidae
Source: RefSeq, a predicted model, not a curated record
GGCAGCGGAGGUGACACGUAAGUACGGGGUUUGAAUGGUGUCCGAAAAAAAUAUAAAGCGAAGGCGGAGAACCGGCGGAGAAAAGCUACCUUUGGGGUAGUUUGGCACCAACACACACAGAGAAAAGUAACUUUAACGGGGAAAAGGCGCUAUUCGAAGAUCCUCUCGCCUUCCACCCAUCCCUGCCAAAAGCGAGAACCUCUCCAGCCCCGAAGGGGGGGAACCGUCCCCAGCAGCAACGCUGGUUGAUGGUUCACCUUGAAACCCCGCAGAGGAAUUGAUGAAGCAAGGACGAGCCUGCCUGGGGACGUCCCGCUCCUUCUGAACUUGCAUCUCCAGUCCGAGCCCUGCUGGGGACGUCUCCCUUUCGGAUGCCCGGUUGAACCUGCCCCCCCCCCCCCUUCGCCUGAUCUCCUGGAGAACCCGCAGCCCUCUUUGCAAAGCUGGCUUGCUAUGACCUUGAAUUCCUGGCAGGGGUUGUAAUAAGCUGGUCAAAGUUUGCACCAGGGCCUAUGGCAGCAGCCGUGCGGGAACCAACUAGUCCCUGAGGUUAUUUCCCUGGUUCAUGUUGUGUCCUGAUGCUGCUGAAGUCCUAGGUGGACAUCGACUUGGGUCCCCACCUCCAAGGUAGGGACUAUGGGAAACGGGAUGUGUUCCCGAAAACAGAAGCGGAUCCUGCAGUCCCUCUUGCUCCUCACCGUGGUGUUUGGCUUCAUCUACGGGGCGAUGCUCUACUACGAGUUGCAGAACCAGCUGAGGAAGGCGGAAGCUGUGGCCCUCAAGUACCAGCAGCAUCAAGAGUCCCUCUCGGCACAGUUGCAAGUGGUGUAUGAACAUCGAUCAAGACUAGAAAAAUCUUUACAAAAAGAAAGGCUUGAACAUAAGAAAGCAAAAGAAGAUUUUCUUGUUUAUAAAUUAGAAGCACAAGAAACAUUAAAUAAAGGAAGGCAAGAUUCCAAUAGCAGAUAUAGUGCACUGAACGUACAACAUCAGAUGCUGAAGAGCCAGCAUGAAGAACUAAAGAAACAGCACUCAGAUCUGGAAGACGAACACAAGAGACAGGGAGAUGAUUUCAACCGAGCAGUUGAUGACCACAAGCAGAAAUAUGUGCAGUUACAGCAAGAAAAGGAGCAGGCGAUGUCCAAGUUAAAAGAAUCCAUGUACAAUCUGCAAGAAGAAAACAGACAAUUGAGGAGAUCCCACCAGGAUAUACAUACUCAACUGCAAGAUGUGAAGAUUAUGCAAAAUGGUGAGCAGUCACAAGAGGGAGAAGAGGCUAUUAAAGUAAACCCCAGGGAAGGAAGAGAACAGACAGCAGAACUUUUUCACCCUGACAGAAAAGUGAUGGAAGGUCACGGGCCACGGGAAUUAAAUAUUCAGGAAAAGCAAGAGGCAGGAGAAGAUGAGGAACAACAUGCAGAGCAAGAUGAAGAAGAGCAGAAAAAAGAAUUAGAAGAAGAAGAAAUGGAGCAAGCUGGGCAACCGGAACACUUAACAGAUGAUCUCGAUCAAGUUCCAGAAGAGCAUGAAUGGAAGGACAAAGAACAGACUGACGAGGAAACCAACAUGGUUGGAGAACACAACCAUUCACAGGUGGGCCCACUUUUCCUCCCGAGAAUAUUUGCAUGUCUUUCUCAAGUCAAGUUUGACUCUUGGUGA